Messenger RNA from Punica granatum (pomegranate), 3344 nucleotides. Lineage: Eukaryota; Viridiplantae; Streptophyta; Magnoliopsida; Myrtales; Lythraceae. The record is from RefSeq and is a predicted model, not a curated record.
CAUACAACACACACACAUUACUAUAUUAUUAUUAAGCUAAUUUUAAGACCCCAAUAGUUUGAUCAUUAUCAUAAGUCAUGGUACCUCUACUCCAUAGUUCCCCAACAAUCCUCCAACUAGUAUCGUAUCGGUGUCGUACUGUGUGAUGACUUUGGAUCAACAGUUCGUAGUUCGGCCUGCUUAGCUUAUAGAUCGAACCUUGAAAUCCCAGGUUUGUCCUUGAUUGAAAUAUGAGGAUGGAUAUCCUCCACAGCUACUACAGCUAGGACUACAUGCAUAUAUUAACUUGGGGGCAUAACUACACCCUCUUUCUCUUUCACUCCUCCUCAGUCUCUCUCAGUCUCUCUGUCUCUCUCUCUCCAGGGAGGAGUCAGUCUCUGCCGUGCUCUCUGAGCCUAAGUAGCUUGGGAGUUGCUCGAGUUUGAUUGGUCAAGUAGGCAUGGAAUUUGGCAAGAACCAGCGGGGAGGAAGAGGAAGCAAGAAGGGAUUUUAAAAAUUUUAUACACAAAAAAAAAAUUGGAAAAAAAAGGAAAGCAGCUCCCAAGCCAUCAAAAGCUGUGUAUUGAAGAACCCACAAAAGAGAAAGCUAGACAGAACAGAGGGGGAGAGGGGGGCUGGCUGGGCACAAAGGGGACAGACAGAGUGAGGGGAGCUGAGAUGGGUUAGGCUGAGCGGAGAGCUAAAAAAGGAAAGCCAAGCCACUGGUUUGUGUUUCAUUCAUAGGGUGGCUGAAGAAAGAAAGAAAGCAAAGCACAGCUCAGAGAGAGAGAGAGAGAGAGAGAGCUGCUGGGGCUGGGUGGACUUGGAGGGUUAGGGUUUGGGUGAUGGAAGUGGAAGAGUGCUAUUUGGAUGGCUUUUGGGAGGAAGGAAAGAGAAGAGGAGGAAGAAAUCAGAGGCAGAGGAGGCAUCUUCAGUAUUAUUAUCAGGUUUCAUCAGACAGCAACAACAACAGGUGGCACUUGCACAAUCACCAAGGAGCAGCAGCAGAACAAGAAGAGAUUAUCAACAACAACAACAACAACAACAACAUCACUAGACUUAGUGGUCUUUGUAGCAGCAGCAGCAGCAGGAGGGCUACAGCAGGGCAACUCCGACAUCCUCAGUAGAGCUGUCAACCGACCAUCAGAGCUGCCUCUGCUUCCUUUUGUUGUUGUCCUCUUGAUUCUUGGAAAGCUGGAACCAGAGGACGGUGAAGAGGAAGAAGAGCAGCAGCUGCAGAAGCAGAAGAAGAAGAAGCAGCAGCAGCAGCAGCAGAAGAAGAGUCUGAGUCUGGAUCCUCACAGGAACCCCCACCAUCCCCACCACCACCACCACCAUCCCCACCUCCAUUACUUUCAGCAGCUUCAGAACUCUGUCCCUAAUGUAGACGAGGCAGAGGAAGAAGACCCCGACCCUGACAUCCAAGGCCAGUCCCAGGACCACGCCCACCACCACCACCACCCCCACCCUUUCCUGCUAAACCCUACCCCAUCGUCCCACAACCAUCCUCACCAGCAGCACUCCCACUUUUUCUAUGGUGGAGCGAGACUAGAGGAGGACCCCCUUCCUCAAAACCAAAACCCUCAUUCACAGCCCCCCAAGAAGCGGUCCUACAUCCCCCAGUCCUCUGCCAUUACCACCACCGAUUAUGCCCAGAAGAUGGAGGAGGCCCACGGCCACCACCAGGCUGCAGUGGCCGUGGCUGCGACUGCCCCGUCCAGACUUGGGGUGGUGAGGGGCAACGGUGGUGGCGGGGAGAUCGUGGAGGUCCAAGGCGGCCACAUUGUCCGGUCCACGGGGCGCAAAGACCGCCACAGCAAGGUCUGUACUGCCAAGGGCCCGAGGGACCGACGAGUUCGCCUGUCUGCCCACACCGCGAUUCAGUUCUAUGAUGUCCAAGACCGGCUCGGGUAUGACCGUCCCAGCAAGGCCGUUGAUUGGCUGAUCAAGAAGGCCAAGGUUGCCAUCGACGAGCUUGCUGAGCUCCCUGCCUGGAAGCCUACGGCUGUGACAGCCGCUGGUGCAGCUGGUUCGAGCCGGGCACAGGAGCCGCCACAGCAGAGCGAGGAGCAGGAGAAUCAGAGCAUAAAGCGGCAUCAGGGUCAGGAUCAGAGUAAUCUCCGCCAUGGGAGUGUGGAUGCUGCUAAGAUGUUGAGCGGCGGCAGCGGUGCCAGUGGCGCAAUUGCUUCGAUUUCAGCCCCGAACCACCAGCAGAUCAAUGAGAACAGAGGCUUCUUGCCGCCUUCCCUGGACACUGACUCGAUCGCAGAUACCAUCAAGUCGUUCUUCCCCAUGGGAGCAGCUGCAGAGACGGCGCAGCAGCAGCACCCGCGGCAACAGGCCCCGCAUUCUGUUCAGUUCCAGGGCUACUCACACCCACCCGAUUUGCUCUCGAGGACGAGCAGCCACCAGAGCCAAGACCUGCGGCUCUCUCUCCAUUCCUUUCAGGACCCAAUGCUGCUCCACCACCACCACCAGCAAAACCAAUCCCACGAGCCGCCACCGCCAGUUGCCGCUGUUGCAUUCUCUGGGACCGCCCAACUGGGCUUCGACGCAUCACCAUCUUCCUCCCUGUGGUCUGACGUCGCUCGCUUCCAAAGAUUGCCGGCCUGGAACACCGCGGCCGCCACUGACACUGGUGGCAGCAGCAGUGGCGGGGCUUUCAUAUUUGGCUCACAGCCCAUACUGCAGCCCUUAUUUGGGCAGAGCCAGGGCCAAAGCCAGUAUUUUUCUCAGAGGGGACCCCUUCAGUCCAGUUCCACGCCUCCAGUUCGCGCUUGGAUCGACCCCACAAUCACCCCUGACCAUCAAAUUCCACACCAAUCAAUCCACAACCCGCCCUCUGUCUCGGGCCUCGGGUUCGGGGCUGCCGGGUUCUUGGGGUAUCACAUUCCAGCGCGGAUUCGAGGCCAAGAGGAGGACCAUGACGACGGCACCAUUCUGAACAAGCCGUCCUCUGCCUCCUCCGAUUCUCGCCAUUGACUGAUCGAACUUUCAUCGCACUCUCCCCCACUAAUAACACAGGGCUUUUUGUAGAUCUUCAUCAAGAAGUACCCCAAGAAGAGAGUCAGUGCCGGCUUAGUUCAAUGCAGGGGGAGAGAUUCUGCUAUGCUGUUUUGCUUCAAUGGCCACCUACACAGGGGAGAAAAUUCUGAGCUUGUUUCAGGUUUCUCUUGCCCCUGUGUUAGUUUUUAGCAUGUUUCUAUCCGUUUUGUUGUUGUUGUAGCUCUUGCAUUUUGUGUGUAAUGUUUGAGUGUGGGCUUCUUUUGGGCUCUUCAACUUUGCUGGGUUUUUAACUAUUACUACUACUCUGUGUUGGAUAUUCCUAAGAAAUUGAAUGUGAUAUUGCUGUUUCCCCUUUUAUA